Messenger RNA from Dibothriocephalus latus, 474 nucleotides. The record is from the annotation of a GenBank genome assembly. Lineage: Eukaryota; Metazoa; Platyhelminthes; Cestoda; Diphyllobothriidea; Diphyllobothriidae.
AUGGAUUCUGCAAACUUUGUUUUUGUCACUAAGGAACUGUUGAACAUUCGCGAUGAAAAGACGGCAUCUACCAUCUACCAUCUACAUAUGUGUGCUGCGCUUUCUUGCGCUUUCGCAACUGCUGGAGAGGCCACAAAGACGGAAGGCUUCGGCGCAGCCGACAGUUUUCUGCAACAGCUCACACUCAAAGUGUUCAAUCCCCGAGUGGUGCCCGACCGAAUACUCUACGGCAUCGUCUACUUUGACGUUACGGAGCCAAUGCAAAUAAAGUGUAUCACAUUGAAAGGCAAAGGCAAAAUGACGAAACAGAUUCAGUCAAGAAAGAAGAAGCAGGAAGCAAUGAACAGCGAAUGUGUAAGUGUUUACCUGUUAACUUUGCUUACCUUAGUAAUAUGCAAAUUUCAUUUCUCGAUAGGAUAUAUUUUUUCGAAAGCGCUUGUUUAUGAAAAAGAUGGAGAUAGCAAAAGGGAAUAA